Molecule: messenger RNA, 1361 nt
Organism: Manduca sexta (tobacco hornworm)
Lineage: Eukaryota; Metazoa; Arthropoda; Insecta; Lepidoptera; Sphingidae
Product: cuticle protein-like
Exons: 6
Coding region: 1-1266 (421 amino acids)
Cellular component (GO): extracellular matrix
Source: RefSeq, a predicted model, not a curated record
AUGUUCAGCAAAAUCGUAGCUAUCAGCGCCCUCCUGGCCGCGGCCAACGCUGGUCUCUUAGGCCACGGACACGCCGUCUCUUCCCAAAGCAUCGUCCGUCACGAUGAGGCCGUUGUACACGCCGCCCCUGUAGCCCACUACGCCGCCCCUGUCGCCCACUACGCCGCCCCCGUCGCCCACUACGUCGCUCCUGUCGCCCACUAUGCCGCCCCUGCUGCUCACUAUGACGGCCAUGAUGAACACGCUCACCCCAAAUACGAUUUCUCUUACUCCGUGGCCGACCCCCACACCGGCGACCACAAGUCCCAGCACGAGAGCCGCGACGGAGACGCCGUGCACGGCUCCUACUCCCUGGUGCAGCCCGACGGCUCCGUGCGCAAGGUCGACUACUCCGCUGACGCCCACAACGGAUUCAACGCCGUCGUGCACAACUCCGCCCCUGCUGCGCACCCCGCCCCCGCUGUGCACGUCGCUCCCGCUGUACACGCCAUCCCUGUAGUCCACGCUGCCCCUGUUAUCCACGCCGCUCCCAUUGUCCAUGCUGCGCCCGUUGUCCAUGUCGCCCCCGCUCAUGGCUACCAUCAUUACUUAACAAUCAACAUGUUCAGCAAAAUCGUAGCUAUCAGCGCCAUCCUGGCCGCGGCCAAUGCUGGUCUUUUAGGCCACGGACACGCCGUCUCUUCCCAAAGCAUCGUCCGCCACGAUGAGGCCGUCGCACACGCCGCCCCUGUAGCCCACUACGCCGCUCCUGUCGCCCACUACGCCGCUCCUGUCGCCCACUACGCUGCCCCCGUCGCCCACUACGCCGCCCCCGCUGCUCAUUACGAUGGCCACGAUGAAUAUGCUCACCCCAAAUACGAUUACUCUUACUCCGUGGCUGACCCCCACACCGGUGACCACAAGUCCCAGCACGAGAGCCGCGACGGAGACGCCGUGCACGGCUCCUACUCCCUGGUGCAGCCCGAUGGCUCCGUGCGCAAGGUCGACUACUCCGCUGAUGCCCACAACGGCUUCAACGCUGUAGUGCACAACUCUGCCCCUGCCGCGCACCCCGCACCCGCUGUACAUGCUACCCCCGUUGUUCACGCCGCCCCCGUUGUACACGCCGCCCCUGUUGUCCACGCCGCCGUUCCCGUUGUCCACGCCGCCCCCGUUGUACACGCUGUCCCCGUUGUACACGCCGCCCCCGUUGUCCACGCCGCCCCCGUUGUACAUGCUGUCCCCGUUGUACACGCCGCUCACGCUCAUGCCUACCAUCGUUACUGAAUAAGAACCGUAUAAAUUAGUGAAAUUUUAACUGCCAAAUAUUUAUUUUCCUCCAUGUAAAUGAGUUUUCACUUAUAAAAUAAAAGAAAAAAUUA